Messenger RNA from Echinops telfairi (small Madagascar hedgehog), 330 nucleotides. RefSeq names its product urocortin 2 (gene UCN2). The coding region runs from base 1 to 330 and encodes 109 amino acids. Gene Ontology annotation, molecular function: hormone activity; corticotropin-releasing hormone receptor 2 binding. Lineage: Eukaryota; Metazoa; Chordata; Mammalia; Afrosoricida; Tenrecidae. The record is from RefSeq and is a predicted model, not a curated record. Gene Ontology annotation, biological process: hormone-mediated signaling pathway; digestion; adenylate cyclase-activating G protein-coupled receptor signaling pathway. Gene Ontology annotation, cellular component: extracellular region. The transcript has a single exon.
AUGACCCGCUGGACUCUGCUGGUGAUGACGGCCAUUCUGAUGUUGGGCAGGGUCCUGGUCAUCCCCGUGACCCUGACCCCAGCUCUCCAGCUCUCCUCUCACAAUUGUUCCCAGACCGCGCAUUGCCCUGUGACCUCGGAGAGGCCCCCAGUCAACACCACAGGCUCCCUCGCUGGCUGGGGCCGCUCCCGCCCGGGCCCACGUAUCACCCUCUCGCUGGACGUCCCCCUCGGUCUCCUGAGGAUCCUGCUGGAGCAGGCCCGGGUCAGGGCUGCCAAGGAGCAGGCUGCUGCCAACGCCCAAGUCCUGGCCCGUGUGGGCCGCCGCUGA